CUCGCAGCUGAUCAUCACAUCACGUGACGCUCUCACACACACAUUACGGAAGCGCUGCUUCAGUUCACAGUUUACAAAAACUGUUUGUUAUUCUGUGAUCUACCAACUGGAUCAGGAUUCAUUCGCAAUGAUACUUUUCUGUUGCAGAAGUGAACUUUAAAAUAGUAAAAUGAAGUGUCUUCUGGUGGCCAAUGAGAGCGCAGAGGUUCUGUUCUACUGGACUGACACCGAGUUCGAGCAGCGGGUUCAGGGGCAGUAUGGAGUUUCCCAGGAGGAAGGAGAACGACUGCCUGCAUUUGAGGACAGCAUUAACACUCUCUUCGCACCCAUCAUCAUCUCCUGUAGCACCAUGGUGGACCGGCUCGGGGAAAAUUACACCUCCUUCAGUACAGAAAACAAUCAUAUCUACGUUCUGCAUCAGUUUGAGGAAUGUCUGUACAUUGCUGUGAAUGGAGACGGAGAUGAGACCGAAGAGGAUUUGAAGAGGAAGAUCUUUGUGAUGAAGAAACUCACAGAAAUCAUGUUUGGCAUGGUGACGUUGAGCGGUUCCCUCUUGAGGAAAGAAUUGCGCCCUCAAGAUACAGAGCAACGGAACCGCUUAUGGAAGAAGCUACGAAGCCUCUUGGAAACAUACAGCCGCUUGCGAGAGAAUGACCAAAGCUUUUUAGUAGAGGCGGUGGAAAGGUUGAUCCACCCGACCCUUUGUGAGCAGUGCAUUGAGUUUCUAGAGCGUCGUCUAGUGCAGCAGAUCAACAGCAACAUGGACAGAAUGGGCGAGGAGGUGCUACAUGCUUUCAUACUGGUGCACACCAAACUGCUGGCCUUCUACUCCAGUCGAAAUGCCAGCAAUCUAUACCCCUCUGAUCUCCUGGCUCUGAUCAUCCUGGUGCAGGAUCUUUAUCCCAGCAAAAUCAACCUAGAUGACACUUCUGAGGAGUUAGAAAGCAGUUCAGUUCCUGAGGCAUUCUACACACCUGAGCCCUCUCCUCCUGAACGGGAAUCAGUCCGACAAAGAGGUGACAGUCCUCCUGUCUUCCAGUUUGUUGAUCCUGACGUUCAGAUGGCAGAGGACAGUCUGCAAACUCUUGAAGCUCCAAUCCCUGACCCUUCAGCCCCAUAUAGGGUAUUCCUGGAAGCCAAAGAGUGUCCCAUGCCUCACUCCAUGUAUUGCCUACCUCUCUGGCCGGGAAUAACUCUAGUGCUGCUUACCAAGAUUCCCAACAGUCAUGUGGCAACAUCUGUAUGCUACUUCCUGGAAGCUUUCGUGAAGUUAGAGAAGAGGUUAUGUGAGGGCCAUGAAGGGGCUGCGGCCAUGCGGGGUCAGCCCUCUGUCCAGGAGCAGCGGAGCAGACUGGAAAAGUUAAUCAAAACCUGGGCCAGCAUGGACAUUCAGACCUCCCAACUUCAAAAUGCGUGGACAGACUUUAAGAACAAGGCGUUCAGCAGAUCAGGAUCUGGAUUCACAAGAGAUUUGCUGCCCUCUUGUCGAAACAUGAAGACUCAGUUGUGUGGAGUGUACAGGCAGUUUUUUGCAGCUGAGUGCAUGGGCAGUCAGCGAUUGGCUCCUCAUCUUCAAGAACGAGCUCUGAGCAUGGUCCAAGAGAAGUUAAUGGACUGGAAGGAUUUUCUGCUGGUGAAAAGCAAAAGAAAUAUCACAAUGGUGUCAUAUUUGGAAGAGUUUCCAGGUCUCAUCCACUUUAUCUAUGUGGAUCGUUCAAAUGGUCAGAUGAUUGCACCCUCCCUAAAUGUGACCGAUCGCACCGUCUCCGAGCUCGGAAAGGGGCCUCUAGCUGACUUCGUAAAGAACAAGGUUUGGAGUCUUGUUGCAACAGCACAGCGGUAUCUGCAAAAGGGUUACACCACCGUGACGCUCCGGGAUGGGGAUUAUUUCUACUGUUACUUCCUGUGGUUUGAAAAUGAAACGGGUUACAAACUGGAAGUGAUAGACAUACCCAGCUCCCCAGAUGAUGGCGCUCCAGUAGGAAUGCUCACCUGUGAUUAUUACAGGAAGCUGCUGCGGUAUUACAGCAAAAAACAUCAGAAUGAGGUGGUGAAGUGUUAUGAACUGUUUACUGUGCAUCUGGGUGUGAUUCCCAAUGAAUAUAUUCUUCAGCACUGCAGUCAGCUGGCCCGUAAACUGUGGGAGCCCACCCGUAUCCCACUCCUGUGACCCACACGGCCCUCAAAAGACUAUGGUCCAUGCAGCCGUGUUCACUUUAUUCAUGAUCUGUAACCUACGUGGAGAGUUUUCUAAACUUUCUGCACAAGCACUUCCUUUUUUAAAGUAAUUGCAGAAAAUAUUGUGUCAGUAAACCAAACACUGCCCUUCUUGUACUUGCAAUGAAACUGAGUGUAAUGUGCAAGUGAACGUUCUUAAGGUGCUUAUAAUGCAGAAAUAUGUCUGCUAUUAACAGUUUAUUUUUGUAAAACCAGGACCAAAUAAUAAAAGACAGCACUCCUUUUAAAAAUGUAAUUACCUUUUAAAAAUGUUAUUUCCCAGAUUUGAUCAGGUAUCUGGCUUAGCAAUGUUAGUUAGCAGAUUUACAAAACUGAAUUUGAAAAAAUUAUCUAAAGGACAGUCUUAAUAAAUAAGUAAUAAGUAAUAAAAAGUAUAAUAAAUAAAAUUAAAGCUGAAAUGUACAAUUUAAGUCUUAAGCAUUCUUAAAG
Carassius carassius (crucian carp) is the source of this 2667-nucleotide messenger RNA. RefSeq names its product HPS1 biogenesis of lysosomal organelles complex 3 subunit 1 (gene hps1). The record is from RefSeq and is a predicted model, not a curated record. Bases 170 to 2170 code for a protein of 666 amino acids. NCBI's taxonomy places the organism in Eukaryota, Metazoa, Chordata, Actinopteri, Cypriniformes, Cyprinidae. The transcript has 18 exons. Gene Ontology annotation, biological process: vesicle-mediated transport; melanosome assembly. Gene Ontology annotation, cellular component: BLOC-3 complex. Gene Ontology annotation, molecular function: guanyl-nucleotide exchange factor activity.